Molecule: messenger RNA, 1113 nt
Organism: Oryza sativa Japonica Group (Japanese rice)
Lineage: Eukaryota; Viridiplantae; Streptophyta; Magnoliopsida; Poales; Poaceae
Source: RefSeq, a predicted model, not a curated record
GUUCGGCUUACAUUUUCCUUGCAUGCAUGUGAGCCUAGCUUGCACUGCUGACUGAGAUAUCGCCGGCAUGUUCUCUGCAAUUCCCUGCUCUGAUCUGACCAUAAUUCUCAUUCCUGCUCUUAUAUAACCCCCUCCACGUUCACUGCAAAACCAUCAGAAAAUUCAGAACCUCGGUAACCUCCUGAUCAGUGUUCGAUUCUCUGCUCUAUCGUCUCGACGGAGAUGGAGUACGCGAUCUUAUUCGCCACGUCGUUGGUGAUCACCGUGCUAGCAGCAUCCGGCUUCGCGCCGGCGCAUGGCUGGAACAAAGGGACGGCGACGUUCUACGGCGGCGCCGACGCCUCCGGCACGAUGGGUGGCGCGUGCGGGUACGGGAACCUGUACACGGCGGGGUACGGGACGAACACGGCGGCGCUGAGCUCGGUGCUGUUCAACGACGGGUGGUCGUGCGGGCAGUGCUACCUGAUCAUGUGCGACGCCGCCGCGACGCCGCAGUGGUGCAGGGCGGGCGCCGCGGUGACCAUCACGGCCACCAACCUGUGCCCGCCCAACUGGGCUCUCCCCAGCAACAGCGGCGGCUGGUGCAACCCGCCCCGCCCUCACUUCGACAUGGCCGAGCCCGCCUGGCUCCAGAUCGGCAUCUACAAGGCCGGCAUCAUCCCCGUCCUCUACCAACAGGUGAAGUGCUGGAGGCAGGGAGGGAUCAGGUUCACGAUGGGAGGGUUCAACUUCUUCGAGCUGGUGCUGGUGUCGAACGUGGCGGGGAGCGGGUCGGUGAGGUCGGUGUCGGUGAAGGGGGGAAGCACGGGGUGGAUCACGCUGAACCGGAACUGGGGCGCCAACUGGCAGUGCAACUCGGGGCUCGUCGGCCAGGCGCUCUCCUUCGCCGUCACAUCCACCGGCGGCCAGACGCUCUACAUCUACAACGUCGUGCCCAGCUGGUGGAGCUUCGGCAUGACAUUCACCAGCAACCAGCAGUUCAGUUAUUAGCAGGGAGAGGAAUUUGUUCGUCUGCAUGAUCUCAAGCUGGGAAAUUAAUUUGUUAGUACUUUUUUUGGAUUAAUUGUACAUGUAUGUACAUCUUGAAUUCGUCAAAUAUAUUAAUUAUUUGAA